Molecule: messenger RNA, 1404 nt
Organism: Rotaria sordida
Lineage: Eukaryota; Metazoa; Rotifera; Eurotatoria; Philodinida; Philodinidae
Source: the annotation of a GenBank genome assembly
AUGACAAUUGAUCCAAGUACAAUAUCGGCGGCUACUACUCCAUUUGCACUUAUCGACGAAUACAGUGCUAUUGAAACUGAAAAAGAAAUUUUAUUUUCAAUGCAUACUGUUUUUCGUGUCGACGAUAUCAAACAAUCAGUUAGCAAUAGUCGUCUGUGGAAAGUUCAAUUGAGUCUUACCGGCGAUAAUGAUCCAGAAUUGGCUAGCCUGACGCAAAACAUAAAAGGGGAACUCUUUGGGUCUACACGAUGGCAUCAGUUGGGCCAUCUAAUGCUCAAAGUGGGUCACUACAAUCAAGCUGAAGAACUCUACAAUGAAUUACUCAAGAACACUUCCAGUGGCAGUGAUAGAGCAGAUAUUUAUCAUAUGCUUGGAUUCUUAAAAAAUAAUAAAGGACAAUACCAAGAAGCAGUCUCAUUUUAUGAAAAGUCACUCGAAAUCAAGAGAAAAACUCUUCCGGAAGAUCAUUCUUCAUUGGCUCCUACCUACACUGAAAUUGGUCGUGCGUAUAACAACAUGGGUGACUACUCGAAAGCACUUGAAUUUUACGAAAAAGCACUUAAAAUUAAAGAAAAAGCUCUGCCUCCGAAUCAUCCCGAUUUGGCUACUUCAUACAACAACAUCGGUCUAGUGUAUAACAACAUGGGUGACUACUCGAAAGCACUUGAAUUUUACGAAAAAGCACAUAAAAUAAGAGAAAAAGCUCUGCCUCCGAAUCAUCCAGAUUUGGCUCAGUCCUACAACAAUAUCGGUCUAGUGUAUAACAACAUGGGUGACUACUCGAAAACACUUGAAUUUUACGAAAAAGCACAUAAAAUAAGCGAAAAAGCUCUGCCUUCGAAUCACCCUCAUUUGGCUACUUCCUACAACAACAUCGGUGGAGUGUAUAACAACAUGGGUAACUACUCGAAAGCACUUGAAUUUCACGAGAAAUCACAUCAAAUCUACGAAAAAGCUCUGCCUCCGAAUCAUCCCGAUUUGGCUACUUCCUACAACAACAUCGGUCUCGUGUAUUACUACAUGGGUAACUACUCGAAAGCACUUGAAUUUUACGAAAAAGCACUUAAAAUAAGAGAAAAAGCUCUGCCUCCGAAUCAUCCAGAUUUGGCUCAGUCCUACAACAACAUCGGUGCAGUGUAUAACAACAUGGGUGACUACUCGAAAGCACUUGAAUUUCACGAGAAAUCACAUAAAAUCUACGAAAAAGCUCUGCCUCCGAAUCAUCCCGAUUUGGCUAUAUCGUACUGGCACUUCGGCUCGAUAAAUGAGAAGAUGCAUAAAUAUUCGGAGGCACUUUCAUUUUUAGAAAAGACACUUUCUAUCUUUAAAAAAUCACUUCCGUCUAGCCAUCCUCAUAUUCAAUCCGUGAGAAACGCGAUUGACAAUGUAAAAAAGAAAAUGUAA